AUGUCCCCACCUGCGAAUCCUUCCCAGCACAUUCAACCCUUCCAGCAGGCGAUAGUGGACAUCAUGACGAUGCUCGGCCUGACCCCUUCCGCGACCUGCACUUUCCGGGGGACUACCCGUCCCUUCGUGCCGCGCACGGCCUGCAGGGCUCGCCAGGCCAUCAAGACGCCCACUCGUGCCAUAGCGGAGGUCAACCUGGUCGUCGGGGGCGCCACCUUUGCUGCCCUUGCCCUCGGAAGGUUUGUAUUCCUUCCCUUCCACCGCGACAACCUGGCACGGCAGGGUCUGCCCCGUCAGAACGGCAUCACCCAUGCCGAGGCUGGCGACAGAGGUGCGGAGGAGGCGACCUUCCUGCUGAAGACGAACGAUCCCGCUGGCUUCAACAUCAUCGAUGUGCUGGCCUGGGGCGCCCUCGGCCAUGCAGCAGCUUUCUACCUUCUGGCCACGACUUCUCUGAACAGCGCAGCUGGACCCCCGGUGCCCUUCUAA
Messenger RNA from Auxenochlorella protothecoides, 489 nucleotides. RefSeq names its product Photosystem I reaction center subunit V, chloroplastic. Gene Ontology annotation, cellular component: chloroplast thylakoid membrane; photosystem I. NCBI's taxonomy places the organism in Eukaryota, Viridiplantae, Chlorophyta, Trebouxiophyceae, Chlorellales, Chlorellaceae. The record is from RefSeq and is a predicted model, not a curated record. Gene Ontology annotation, biological process: photosynthesis. The coding region runs from base 1 to 489 and encodes 162 amino acids. The transcript has 5 exons.